This is a messenger RNA of Hymenoscyphus albidus, 745 nucleotides long. The record is from the annotation of a GenBank genome assembly. Lineage: Eukaryota; Fungi; Ascomycota; Leotiomycetes; Helotiales; Helotiaceae.
AUGUCUGAAGCCAUCCACCACAAUGUCAAACUUCCUGUUCCAAGUCUUACCACGAUGUAGGUUGCCAAUAGUAUCAAUCGAUUAACCUUUGGAGUCAAGGCACUUUUGAGUCCCGCGCUAUCCAAUUGUCUUUGUAUGUUCAAGAAUAUGUUUGGAAGCUACAAAAUCUCGGAUUCAGUAUGCUAAUUGACUUCGCUUAUAUCAGGAGUUGGAGAAGUGUCUGUGCGAAGCAUGGGUCUGUUCGACAGAAACAGGGUACUCACCUCCCAUAUCAUAAGGUGUGCAUUGUAAUGCAGAGACAGUGGUCGCUAUUUGAGUCAGAACGAAUAUUGGUAAGCGCACCUGGAAGAAAACCUACAAAACCCAAACAAACUGCGCAGAGAGCACAAACAGAAUGUGCGAACAUGAAGUUUCCUUCAGACUUUUUAUGUAUCCAAACGUUUACUAGAUGGAAGCAAAAAUAUCCUGUAGAAACAGCAAGUGCAGCCGCUGUUUCCGAAUGAUAUCCAAGAAUUCUCUCUUGGGCUGUAAGGCCUUCUCUGAAUUCAGCAUGUAAUAGAACAUAGACAGCAAGUGCAGAGUUGAUGAUAGACUGCGCAAUGCUGACAGUAUUACUAUUCCAGUAAAAUCGAGACAAUUCAGUAGAGGGAACAUUGGGAUUGCGUGGUUUGAAAUGGAGCAACCAGGGCCCAAUAAUGGUGUAAACAAACUGGUAAAACAGCGCAGAAAAGAAGACGAGUGGUAG